Messenger RNA from Solea senegalensis (Senegalese sole), 1871 nucleotides. It is a transcript of the gene wnt10a, whose product is annotated as wingless-type MMTV integration site family, member 10a. The record is from RefSeq and is a predicted model, not a curated record. Lineage: Eukaryota; Metazoa; Chordata; Actinopteri; Pleuronectiformes; Soleidae. Gene Ontology annotation, cellular component: extracellular region. Gene Ontology annotation, molecular function: frizzled binding; cytokine activity. Gene Ontology annotation, biological process: multicellular organism development; cell fate commitment; canonical Wnt signaling pathway.
UGAACAGACAUUUGUUCAUAUUUAAAAGUAACACUUUGCAGCUUGAAAACUUCAAAUGCAACCAGUGACCAAGAAAGUUAUUAAUCCUCCUCCUUUUCUUCCCUCCCUCCUUCUUUCCUCUGCUCAUUUCCUCACACCAUCCCACUCUUUCCUUUUGUCUGUCUCCACCAUCUGUGUUUCGCAGGUGGUUCUUGACCACAUGAGAAGGAAAUGCAAGUGCCACGGGACGUCGGGCAGCUGCCAGCUGAAGACCUGCUGGCAAGUCACCCCCGAAUUCCGUGUCGUGGGCUCAAUCCUCAAAGAGCGCUUCCACAUCGCCACACUUAUCAAAGCUCACAACCGGAACACCGGACAGCUCGACCAUUCCCACCACAACAACCACCACAACCAUCACAGCCACCACCACCACCACCACCACCACCACCAUCAUCAGAACAACCACCAUCACCACCACCACACACACCGGCGGCGGCCAAGCAUCAACGAGCUGGUCUACUUUGAAAAGUCUCCAGACUUCUGCGAACGGGACCUGGGGUCGGACUCGGCCGGCACACAGGGCCGCAUCUGCAACAAGACCAGCCCUGGCAUGGACAACUGUGAGAGUCUGUGCUGUGGCAGAGGACACAACAUCCUGCAGCAGACGCGGAGUGAACGCUGCAACUGCAAGUUCCACUGGUGCUGCUAUGUGGUCUGCGAAGAGUGCCGGAUAACAGAGUGGGUCAGUGUCUGUAAAUGAAGAAACACACGUCAAAAAGACUACAUCAAGAAAACAAAGACAAAGAGACGUUAGACAUCACAGACUAUUCAUUCGAAAGGGGAAUAUGACUAUGAUAAUAAUAUGUACCCCCGUUCAUUUUUUUGCGGUGGACUGCUGUUUUCCUAAAGAGCGAGGACAGUUUGUGUGUGUGUGUGUGUGUGUGCGUGUGUGUGAAGCAGCUGAGCCAGCAGAGAGACGUGCAUCUCGGUAAAGAGUGUGCACAGUAUGCAGCAUUUUGGUCGAAAGCUGCCACAACUCAGAGAGACUGCAUGUUUGCUGCUGUUCUCCUGAGAUUAAGGAACAUAGUCAUAUCAGAUAAAUAUCUGACAAACGCCAAACAUAAGAUCCGAGCUCUGGGAAGAACAAACUGCUGCUGUUUCAUCGACGCAUGUUGACCGACAUUCAGCUGCGUGAGGGUACAAGUGAGAGAAGAGGAAGUCGGGAGGGCGAGGAGUAGAUUGCAUGCAUAAAGAAAACAAUAAUAAUGCUUCAUAGCACCAGGGAUAUAUAAGGUGGGAAGACUGUAUCCUAUGACACUUAAAUAAUAAUGAUGUUUUUAACCAGAUCACAAUUUAUGCAGUAGUUCUUUAUGGCAACGUACAGCAUAAACACAGUCAUGUCACAUGACAUGUGCCGUCUCUAUCUGUUACAUACAGGGACAAGUGUAGUCCGUCCUUUUCACACAUCAGGAUUCACAAUGCACGGGAUUGUGAUGGAGCACCAGCACAUUUGGAGCACUUAAGAAUUUCCUGCCUGUUACUUUGUUAAGCAGGUGUCACGUUAGUGAUAGUUUGGCUCAGGAUAGCGAUAAUUCCAAAAAAAUCAGUGGCAUCGCUUUAUAAUAAUGUUCAAAUCGUGGCUCAGGGCAUUCCAGCUGUUUGUGGAGUUCGAUUUUUAAGAAGCGGACAACACUUGAUGAGUUGAGCAAACAAAAAUGAACCACAAACUCAAAACAGCAAGUAAAAUAUCAGUUUAAUCAUUCAAAAAUAUUAUAUUUUAUUUGUUUGAAAAUAGGCUUUAUGUUUGCGUCGAAGUUUGUUGUUCCCCAAGUUUUCCCAAAGAACAAAUCAGGGAGUGCAAACAAAAGGAAAGUGUAUUUUCAAACAAAUAGAAU